This is a messenger RNA of Rhizophagus irregularis DAOM 181602=DAOM 197198, 613 nucleotides long. RefSeq lists its product as uncharacterized. The record is from RefSeq and is a predicted model, not a curated record. Lineage: Eukaryota; Fungi; Glomeromycota; Glomeromycetes; Glomerales; Glomeraceae.
AUCGAUUUAAAAUAUAUAAAUAAAAAAAAAACAUGUCUUUAUUAUUCGACGAAGAAAGUAAUAAACUUAUCAGAAAAUAUAUGAAAGAAUAUGAACAUAUUCAUAAUCGUUUCGUUUUAAUUAGUAAGUUAGUCCCGAAAUACAAACCGAAUCAACUUUCAAAUUAUUGGAAUAAUUAUCUCGAUCCACGCCUAUGUCUCGAGCCUUUAAGUGAUGAUGAAAAAAAAUAUAUUAUUGAACAUGUUCAAAGCAAUCGAAGAAUAAAUGGACUUAUUAAUUGGAAACUCGUCGUCAAUGGUUUAAAAAAUAAAUUUGGUAAGCUCCGUUCUGAAAAUAGAGUUAGAAAUUUUUGGAAUUCAAAACAAAAAAGUGAUUUAAGGAAGGCUAAAAGACAGGAAAGAAAUUCUCGCCCUCAUAAUCUAAUUGAAGAAAGUGUUCGUCCAAAUUUACCAUUACAUUAUAAACCUCAAUUGAAUGAUACAAUAAACAAUCAACAAUAUCUUUCAACGUUACCCAUUAUGGAGCCUUAUGUUACAUUUAAUUUUAAUAUGCCUAUUAAAAUGAACCCAGUUUUUUAAGUACUAUCAGUUUAUAGAAUUUUAUAGAAUCUUUU